AUAGCGUUCCCCAAAUUUAGUAUACCAAGGAGACAGUCUUACAGUAGCGUUGUUUCAGACUUACUCCUGUUCCCUUUAAGUUUAAAAAUCUUUUAACCAUGGAUGAUUUUGGCUGCUUUGAUUACAAGCGCCCUGCCAGCGCCAAGCAUACCGAUUGGCGAACCUCUACGUAUCGCGGUCAUCACCACCUCACCGAUCUCAGAAUGGGAAACAAGCUGAAUGUCAAGUUUGCCGACAAAGACCUCUAUGUGAGUGAUCCGUUGCUGUCGGAGAAGCUCAAUUCUGAGUGCAUGGCCAAUUAUGUGUGGCAGUAUGGCAAUCCGAAUGCCCUGAAGAAUCCCUCGCUCAACAUGAAGACCCAGUACAUGAAGCCCUUCGAGCAGGGACAGCUACGUUUUGUGAAGCGCAGAAUAAAGCCCAUCUCGAGUGUUACCCAUGACACCUAUGUGCUCAAGGAAAUGCCCGAGGAGCCUGAGGUUGUGCCUGUUGCCAUGCCCACGCCAGUUAAAGCCACUAAGAUAGUUAUCGAUCGUUCUGAGGAGGGCUAUAGCAAGUACUUGGAUCCCUCUGCAACCACCUACAAUCUGUCGUAUGUGCGACUAAGUCCGGAAAAAAUAGCCGGUGGAGUGGGAGCCCAUGACAAUUUAACCUUCUGGAAUUGGUCGGAGAACAUGAUGCCCUCGCGCAAGGUAUCGCGGGAACCGGAUGCCAAUAUGUGCGAUGAUUUUCCCUCAAAGCUCUGCCCGAAGCGUCGCUGCGAGUUCCAGAAUCAGACCAAGCGUGUACCGCAUUCGGGGAUGGUCUCGGAAGUGCAGGCCAACUACACGGAUCCGCAGACCCGACUAGUUGAGUUCGAUCCAAACGUGAGGCCCGUGUUGGAGCAUGCGGAUGUCGUGCCGUUUGCCAAGAAAAGCGAAUACGCCAUAUACGGAUCGGGAGAACCGGUCGUUACUUACGUUUAGAGCUCAUUCCUUCUAAACAUCUAUUAUUUCCUCAACGAAAUUUAUGUUAAAUAAAACGUAAGAUUUUAUGGUUUUACCUAAGA
Molecule: messenger RNA, 1045 nt
Organism: Drosophila serrata
Lineage: Eukaryota; Metazoa; Arthropoda; Insecta; Diptera; Drosophilidae
Source: RefSeq, a predicted model, not a curated record